AUGCCUCUGUCCGUAAACAAGACGGAACCGACUACGAACCUGGCUCCUUCAAAAGUAAUGCAAGCAGCACUUGACCGUCACCUGAAGGAGAAAGGGUACUCUUUGUCAAUUAUAAAGGACAGAGAAUUUUUGAGUUCUCGAGAAGUGCUAGAGGGAAAGGCGCGUAAGCUGCGAAACGAAGGUAAAGAAAAAUUGCCAAAUAAGUCACGAAGCCUAACAAGAGAGGAAGAAGAAGUGCUGUGGGAAUGCGGACAGCUUGGAAAUUCAUCUCCAAGGUCCCUCCUUUACACAAUAUGGUGGCUCCUGUCACAGUAUCUUGGUUUACGUGGCUGCCAAGAACACUACACAAUGAAUGUGGAGGGUUUCACUCUUAAUAAAAACGACAACGGCAACGAGUUCAUAACAUUCGCAGAAGGCCCCACAAAAACACGGCAAGGAGGAUUACGACUUCAACCAAGGUCUGUACUACCUAAAAUGUUCGCAACUGGUGACUCACGAUGCCCUGUCGCACUUUUUAAGAGUUACCUGGCCAAAAGGCCUGAAGAUUUAAAGUUAUCUGGCCCUUUUUACUUGUCGUGCAUUGACAACCCCACCAAAACAGAUGUCUGGUACAAGAAAAGCCGAAUGGGUAAAAAUGCUAUCUGUAGAAUCAUGGCAACUAUGAAAGAAAACUCACCCUUACAGGAGAUGUGUCCAGACAAAAGAUUGUCUAACCACUCGGUCCGGAAAACUGUGGUGAGGAAGCUAAAAGCCAGUGGAGUCCCAAAAUCCGAAAUAAUCACAAUAACUGGUCAUCGACAAGAACAGAGCGUGGAAGCAUAUGACUCCGGGAACGAAGAAGAGCAGCGUCAACUAUCUAAAAUCAUUGAUGGCAAAGAACCCCAGUUCAACCAGACAACCAGCCGAGUUCCUCUUCAGCCGCUUAUUCAGUCAAGUGCAGCGAUUAGCAGUGGCCAUGUAUAUAAUUUCCACAAUUGUAAUGUGGUGAUAAACCAAGGACAGGCUACGCGUCAUCUUCAAUGCCAUCUUCUAACACCGUGCCGUAAGCUUCAAUAA
Messenger RNA from Porites lobata, 1056 nucleotides. The record is from the annotation of a GenBank genome assembly. NCBI's taxonomy places the organism in Eukaryota, Metazoa, Cnidaria, Anthozoa, Scleractinia, Poritidae.